Messenger RNA from Drosophila navojoa, 1552 nucleotides. RefSeq lists its product as uncharacterized. Gene Ontology annotation, biological process: proteolysis. Gene Ontology annotation, molecular function: metalloendopeptidase activity. NCBI's taxonomy places the organism in Eukaryota, Metazoa, Arthropoda, Insecta, Diptera, Drosophilidae. The record is from RefSeq and is a predicted model, not a curated record.
CAAGUGUAAUAAACUUUUUGGGAAAAUUCAGUCGUUCGAUGGUCAAAAGUAAAAUUUGUGAUCAUGUCGUACGCUCUGUACCAGGAUCCAAUGCAAAGCCAGCCGAUGGUUAUACCGGCAAAUGGGAUAGGAAAUCGAUUGACUCCCGAGUCCUGGAGCUUGAAGGAUCCGGCCCUGCUGCGGCACGUCCUCGCAACGAUGAUCACUCUACGCAACCUAUUCCACUUUUAUCUGUGCUGGCGUCAAAUACGCAAAUGCACCAUCCGUAUUGAACCACCGCCAGAGCUGCAAGGGGUCAUGUCAAAGGAGCAGUUCAAAACGGCCAAAAACGAGGAGAUGCAUGCUGUGGAGAACAUGAUGGUAGCAUACAUCUUCGAUGCCAUACUGAGUUGCAUCGAACUGUACCUGUCCGUCUUUCCAAUGCUUUGGCGCCUGGUCAUGAAGAUUUACAGCAUUGUGGACGAUCUGAUAUGGCAGAGCAUAGCAUUUGUCGCGUUGUUCAGCACCUAUAUGGUCAUACGAACCUUGCCGCAAAUCUUUUACAGCCGAAUGUUCCUGACACCCUUCUACGAUCCCCAACGGGAGAAGUCGCUGCCUCUGGUGGGCUUGCUGUGCUCAUUCACAUUGCUGGUCGUCCUGCUGCAGGUGGGUCUGGUUCCGCUGACAGCCAUCUUCUUGGUAAUUGAAACCACUAGUUCACGUUUCUUCCUGCUCUGGAUAUGGGGUGUUCUUAUCCUUAUAUCGAGCAUAGCAAUACUUUCGUUCUGUUUGUUUGGCCUGCCAUGCCUGGGCGCGAAGGUCAAGGCGCCCGUGGAUGAAAAUCUGAAAAAUGUCUUGCAGGAUAUUUUACAGAAGUUUGGAUUCAAGCCAGAACAUAUUUACAUUUUAAGAACCUUUCAGAAUAUGUCUCCAACGGCCUAUGCCUGGGGCUGCUACUGCUACAGGCGAGUGUUCAUUAUGGAGUCACUGUUAUUGAACCAUGGCAAGCCAGUGGCCCAACUGCAAGAGGAGGACGUCGGCAAGGGCUUGGAGGACAAUCAGCUCGAGGCGUAUAUUGCCCACGAAUUAUUCCAUUGGCGUAGCCAAGACGUUCUGAAAGCAUUUGCCAUCAUCCAUGUCACACUGCUGAUAUAUUUUCUGUUAUUCGGCACCGUCUACCGGCAGGAUGUACUCUAUGAGGCGGCAGGAUUUCAGUCCAAGUUCUAUCCACCUAUCGUCGGCUAUUGGCUGGUAUACAAGUAUGUGAUGCCCCUGUAUCUGACGAUAACCAAUUGGAUAAUAUUCUACGUACUGCGCUACCUGGAGUACGAGGCCGAUCUAAAGGUUUGGAAAUUGGGUUACGGCGCACCGUAUGUCGAUGCUCUGGUCAAACUGUUUGGUGACAGUCCAACGUAUCCCUAUAUGGACGAUUGGUAUCUCAUGUGGUAUCGCUAUAGACCCACAACUCUGCUGCGCAUCCGGAGACUCGAUAAAAUGGUGACUAGAAUCAGCUUACGUCGCCAAACUCGAGGAACUGUUUAAAUCGAUGUGUUGUCUUUGGUUCCGCAGAAUC